Messenger RNA from Schistocerca nitens (vagrant locust), 1908 nucleotides. Its product is annotated as collagen alpha-1(I) chain-like. Lineage: Eukaryota; Metazoa; Arthropoda; Insecta; Orthoptera; Acrididae. The record is from RefSeq and is a predicted model, not a curated record. The transcript is spliced from 2 exons. Bases 1 to 1908 code for a protein of 635 amino acids.
AUGCAGGGAUCACCUACAUGCCCUCACCCCACAGGAACCAGCUCUAUAAAGGGAUCACCUACAUGCCCUCACCCCACAGGAUCCAGCUCUAUGCAGGGAUCACUUACAUGCCCUCACCUCACAGGAUCCAGCUCUUUGCAGGGAUCACCUAUAUGCCCUCACCCCACAGGAUCCAGCUCUAUGCAGGGAUCACCUACAUGCCCUCACACCACAGGAUCCAGCACUAAAAAGGGAUCACUUACAUGCCCUCACCCCACAGUAUCCAGCUAUAUACAGGGAUCACCUACAUGCCCUCACCCCACAGGAUCCAGCUCUAUAAAGGGAUCACUUGCAUGCCCUCACCCCACAGGAUCAAGCUCUAUGCACUCUAUAAAGGGAUCACCUACACGCCCUCACCCCACAGGAUCCAGCUCUAUAGAGGGAUCAUCUACAUGCCCUCACCCCACAGGAUCCAGCUCUAUAAAGGGAUCACCUACAUGCCCUCACCCCACAGGAUCCAGCUCUUUGCAGGGAUCACCUACAUGCCCUCACCCCACAGGAUCCAGCUCUAUAAAGGCAUCACUUACAUGCCCUCACCCCACAGGAUCCAGCUCUAUGCAGGGAUCACCUACAUGCCCUCACCCCACAGGAUCCAGCUCUAUGCAGGGAUCACCUACAUACCAUCACCCCACAGGAUCCAGCUCUAUAAAGGGAUCACUUACACGCCCUCACCCCACAGGAUCCAGCUCUAUACAGGGAUCACCUACAUGCCCUCACCCCACAGGAUCCAGCUCUAUAAAGGGAUCACUUACAUGCCCUCAUCCCACAGGAUCCAGCUCUAUGCAGGGAUCACCUACAUGCCCUCACCCCACAGGAUCCAGCUCUAUAAAGGGAUCACUUACAUGCCCUCACCCCACAGGAUCCAGCUCUAUGCAGGGAUCACCUACAUGCCCUCACCCCACAGGAUCCAGCUCUAUAAAGGGAUCACUUACAUGCCCUCACCCCACAGGAUCCAGCUCUAUGCAGGGAUCACUUACAUGCCCUCACCCCACAGGAUCCAGCUCUUUGCAGGGAUCACCUACAUUCCCUCACCCCACAGGAUCCAGAUCUAUAAAGGCACCACUUACAUGCCCUCACCCCACAGGAUCCAGCUCUAUGCAGGGAUCACCUACAUGCCCUCACCCCACAGGAUCCAGCUCUAUGCAGGGAUCACCUACAUGCCCUCACCCCACAGGAUCCAGCUCUAUAAAGGGAUCACUUACAUGCCCUCACCCCACAGGAUCCAGCUAUAUACAGGGAUCACCUACAUGCCCACACCCCACAGGAUCCAGCUCUAUAAAUGGAUCACUUGCAUGCCCUCACCCCACAGGAUCCAGCUCUAUGCAGGGAUCACCUACAUGCCCUCACCCCACAGGAUCCAGCUCUAUGCAGGGAUCACCUACAUGCCCUCACCCCACAGGAUCCAGCUCUAUAAAGGGAUCACUUACAUGUCCUCACCCCACAGGAUCCAGCUCUAUACAGGGAUCACCGACAUGUCCUCACCCCACAGGAUCCAGCUCUAUAAAGGGACCACCUACAUGCCCUCACCCCACAGGAUCCAGCUCUAUAAAGGGAUCACUUACAUGCCCUCACCCCACACGAUCCAGCUCUAUGCAGGGAUCACCCACAUGCCCUCACCCCACAGGAACCAGCUCUAUAAAGGGAUCACUUACAUGCCCUCACCCCACAGGAUCCAGCUCUAUGCAGGGAUCACCUACAUGCCCUCACCCCACAGGAUCCAGCUCUAUAAAGGGAUCACUUACAUGCCCUCACCCCACAGGAUCCAGCUCUAUGCAGGGAUCACUUACAUGCCCUCACCCCACAGGAUCCAGCUCUAUGCAGGGAUCACCUACAUGCCCUCACACCACAGGAUCCAGCACUAAAAAGUGA